AUGGUUCCCUCGAGCUCUUCAGGCCCGUCGUGCCAUGAUCUCGACAAUUCCAUGCAUGCCUGGGCGGGUUCAUGUCGCGGCGGCUUCGACUUUACCUUGUUGUUUGAAGAGACAAUUCUUACCAUCCUACCUAUUUCACUAAUCUUAAUUCUUGUACCAUGGCGCCUUUGGCAGUUAAUGCAGCAAAACCACAAAGUCAAUAGCUCGGUCCUUCUACCAUUGAAGCUGGCUGUUUGGGUAUUUUACUUCGGCCUUCAGGUUGGCCAAACCGCCUUGUGGGCACUGCCCGCUGCGGAUACGACGAAAGCUUCUGUUGGGACGAAUGCUCUGUUGACAUUUGGGACUCUCCUCCUGAUCGCCCUCUCCUAUGCGGAACAUACGCGAUCCGUUCGGCCGUCCUUCAUCCUGAACGCCUACCUCCUGUGCAGUCUUCUCUUCGACAUCGCGCGGGUGAGAACCCUAUGGCUUCGGUCGAUCAGCGCAUACAACGAUGUCAUCGCCCUUGUCACGAGCAUUGCACUGGGUUUCAAGGUCGCUCUUGUCAUUCUGGAAGCUGUCGAAAAACGCCGGAUUCUGCGCACCGAGUACGCCGGAUAUCCGCCCGAAGCGACCGCGGGAUUAUACAACCGAUGUUUGUUCUGGUGGAUGAACCCGAUUUUCAAGCUGGGAUUCAGCACGGCUCUUUCCAUUGAAGACCUUUUUGUUCUAGACAAUGAGCUCAGCUCUGAAAAGCUUCUUGCGGCAUUCGAAGAGCGAUGGUCGCAAGUGAAAGCCAAAUCUCCAAACGCUUUGCUGUUUGAAUGUUUCAAGGCAGCGAAGAGGCCACUUCUAGCCGCCCUUCCAGCUCGCGCUUGUGUCGUAGCUUUCAACGUCACGCAGCCAUUGCUUCUUACAAGAUCCCUGAACUUUUUCAAUGAGCCGGUGAACAGCGCCACCACCAAUGUCGGCUAUGGGUUGAUCGGUGCUUACGCCCUGGUUUACCUGGGCUUGGCGGUCUCUAUGGGGCAAUACCAGCACAUGACAUACCGUGGUAUCACCAAGACUCGAGGGAUUCUUGUCACUAUGCUCUAUAAGAAAGCCACUUGUCUGGCUAUGAGCAAUGCCGACCCUGCCAACUCACUGACCCUGAUGAGUGCCGAUGUGGAGCGAAUCACCCAGGGCUGGCAGACAAUGAACGAAAUCUGGGCCAACUCCGUGGAAAUUGCAUUGGCAAUUUACCUCCUGGAGCGCCAGCUUGGAAUUUCAUGCGUGGUGCCAGUUUGCGUCGCAUUAUUUGCCCUGGUUGGCUCUCUGGUGGGGAUGUCUUUCGUUGUCGGUCGACAAGCCAAGUGGCUCGAAGCUAUUGAGCGCCGAAUCUCAGCUACCUCGGGCAUGCUCGGCUCCAUCAAGGGAGUCAAGAUGCUGGGACUGCAGAACUCUUUCAUGAAAUUUAUUCAUGGGUUGCGAAUUGACGAGUUGAACAUCUCCAAGAAGUUUCGUACCCUCUUGGUCUGGAAUAUGGCAUUCGCUUGGUUGACACGAAUCUUUGCACCCAUCUUCACUUUUGGUGUAUAUGUGGCCAUCUCAGACAAUACCUUGACAGCUGCCCGCGUUUUCACUUCUCUCUCCCUCUUCUCCCUGCUCUCCGAUCCCUUGUUGACUUUGGUCAUGGCACUGAUGUCGUUCGCCGGGUCAGUUGGCUCAUUCGCCCGCAUUCAGGAGUUCUUGGAGAAGGAUGACCACAGCGACACCCGCCGCCACCUCCCACCUAUGCCUUCGGUCGAAGAUCUUAGCGAGAAAAAGCUGCUUUCCAAGUCUGAUAUCCCCAAAGCUGGCGAACUCGAUGUGAUGUCCAGUAGCUCCAGCUCAGUUGAGUCCUUCCGACGCUUUUCCACCUCUACCUUGGCAAAUGCUAUCAUGAUUCAGAAUGGAACAUUCAGCUGGGAGGAUGGUAAGGAACCAGUCUUGAGGGACAUCACUUUGACUGUUCCCCGUGGUAGCUUUACUAUGCUCAUUGGUCCUUCUGGCUGUGGGAAAUCCUCUUUGCUUAAAGCUAUUCUGGGAGAGAUCCCUCCUUCGGAUGGCAAAGUUGAGCUGCCGUCUGCCAGUGUUGCAUUUUGCGAUCAAACGGCAUGGCACAUGAACGGCACUAUCAAGGACAGUAUCGUGGCCAUGUCGGACUACGACCCGCGGUGGUACGCAACGGUCGUUCAGGCUUGUGCCCUCGAGGAGGAUCUUGGACAAUUCCCGCGUGGCGACCGCAGUAUCAUCGGAAGCAAAGGUGUCGCUCUCAGUGGAGGCCAGAGCCAGCGCAUUGCCCUCGCCCGUGCUGUAUAUGCUCGCAGAAAAGUUAUUAUUCUUGACGACGCCCUGAGCGGACUUGAUGCUACCACCGAGAACCACAUUUUCCACAGCCUGUUCGGUCAUAUGGGUCUUCUCCGACAGGUUGGCACUUCCGUUAUUGUCGCCUCUUCCUCAGUGAAACGUCUCCCCUUCUGUGACCACAUCGUGGUUCUGAGCAAUGACGGUCGCAUCGUUGAGCAGGGCGGCUUUAGCGCCUUGAACAAAACCGGCGGCUACGUCUCGAGCUUUGGUCUUGGUGCUCCUGAUUGGGAUUAUAAGCCAAAGCGGUUCUCCGAUUCUCCUAGCUAUAGCACUCUAGACUCCAUCGAGAAAGAGAAAGAGUUUAUUGACCCUGAGCCUGUGAAGCGGGAUACUGGUGGGGAUCUCUCCAUCUACACGUACUAUGUGAACGCUAUCGGCUGGUUCCCUGCUCUGGUCUUCAUUGUCGCUAUGGCGGGAUUCACCUUCUGCAUUUCCUUCCCCAGCAUUUGGUUGAAGUGGUGGGCCGCUUCAGAUACUGCUCACCCCAAGGCACGCAUCGGCCAUUACCUCGGUAUCUAUGUGAUGCUUGGUUGUGUCGCUAUGAUCACUUUGAUCGUCGGCUGCUGGCAAAUGAUCAUUACCAUGGUCCCCAAGUCGGGAGAGAGCUUCCACCGCAGGCUUUUGAAGACUGUCUUGAGUGCCCCCAUGGUUUUCUUUGCUGGUACGGACAGUGGCAAUAUCCUCAACCGAUUCAGUCAGGACCUGCAGCUCAUUGACAUGGAACUCCCGAUUGCUGCUAUUAACACCGUUGCCACUCUCUUCCUUUGCAUGGCCCAGAUGGCUUUGAUCGGAGUGGGUUCUAAAUACGCCGCCAUUUCCUUCCCCAUUGUGCUGGGUCUUCUCUUCCUGAUCCAGAAGCUUUACCUCCGCACUUCCCGCCAACUCCGUUACCUUGACCUUGAAGCCAAGGCUCCUUUGUUUUCCCACUUUACCGAUUGCCUCCAGGGCCUGGUUACCUUGAGAGCGUUUGGCUGGCAACAUGGUAUGGAGAAGAAGAACAUUGAGCUGCUCGAUCUUUCACAACGACCCUUUUACUACAUGUUCGCUAUCCAGAGAUGGCUCACGCUCUCUUUGGAUCUGGUCGUCGCAGGAAUUGCCAUUCUUUUGAUCGUCCUUGUAGUUGUUCUUCGAGGGAGUGGAGUCAACGCUGGCUCUAUGGGAGUCGCCCUUCUCAACGUCAUUCAGUUCAGCCAAGGCAUCAAGCUUCUUGUUACUUUCUGGACCAACCUUGAAACCCACAUUGGAUCAAUUCUCCGUGUGAAGGAGUUCACUACCACGGUUGAGUGCGAAGACAAGCCUGGAGAGGAUGGUGAAAUCCCUCCCAACUGGCCAUCGGAUGGAGCAGUCAGCUUCCAUUCGGUCUCAGCAGCUUACAGACCAUCUGAGCCUGUAUUGAAAGAUGUCUCGCUGUCGGUGAAGUCCGGAGAGAAGCUUGGCAUUUGCGGACGCACAGGAAGCGGCAAAACUUCCAUGGUCAUGAGCAUUUUCCGAAUGAUGGACUUGACUUCUGGCAUAAUCACCGUGGACGGUGUAGACAUCGCCAGCCUACCCCGACGUGAGAUUCGCGCCCGCAUCAAUGGCGUCUCGCAGGACUCCCUCCUGUUCAAAGGCACCGUGCGACUCAACGCAGACCCACUGGGCGUCUGCAAAGAUCACGACAUCCUGAACGCACUCAAGGCCGUGCAGAUCUUGCCUGCAAUCCAAGAAAAGGGGGAUUUGAACACCGACAUUGACGACAUCCACCUCUCGCACGGCCAGAAACAGCUCUUCUGUCUCGCCCGCGCCCUCCUCCGUCCGGGCAACAUCCUCAUCCUCGACGAGGCAACCAGCAAUGUCGAUACCAAAACAGACGAAAUUAUGCAACGCGUCAUCCGCGAGAAGUUCUGUAACCAUACGAUCAUAUCGGUUGCACAUAAGCUCGACACUAUUCUGGAUUACGACCGCGUCCUCGUUCUGGAUGCAGGCAAGGUCGUUGAGUCAGGCGAGCCGUACGCCUUGCUCAUGGAUCCGAAGUCCAACUUCAGCAAACUCUACGUGAACUCGAUUGCGUCAGAGGAGAACUGA
This is a messenger RNA of Penicillium chermesinum, 4428 nucleotides long. RefSeq lists its product as uncharacterized. The record is from RefSeq and is a predicted model, not a curated record. NCBI's taxonomy places the organism in Eukaryota, Fungi, Ascomycota, Eurotiomycetes, Eurotiales, Aspergillaceae. The coding region runs from base 1 to 4428 and encodes 1475 amino acids. The transcript is spliced from 9 exons. Gene Ontology annotation, cellular component: membrane. Gene Ontology annotation, biological process: transmembrane transport. Gene Ontology annotation, molecular function: ATP hydrolysis activity; ABC-type transporter activity; ATP binding.